AUGGCGAAAGCUUCCCAUACAUUGCAAAAAGGUGCUGUCGUCCAGCACACCGCCAAAGCCCAUGACCUGAAAGAUCAACUGCCUGAAGGGAGCAUUUUGGCAACAACCAUUCGUUUCGUCACGCUGAACUGCCGAACACUAUCGAGUGAACUCCAACAAGCCGCUCUAUCCAGACUUCUGCGAUAUCUCUGUGUGCCUUUUGCUGCACUGCAGGAAACACGCAUGAGGGAUCGGCCCGUCGUCAGCAUCGAAAAUUACACCAUAUACUGCGGCGAUGCUGAUGAGAACAAAGUAGGUGGCUGCGCGAUAGCUGUGAGGAACGAUUACAAGAACCUGGUGGAGGAAUUUGGCUCCACGUCGUCUAGAUGCGCCUUUCUACGACUGCGGGAUCGCAGAGGACGUAAACUCUGGAUCGUAAUUGCUCACGCACCUACGAAAACCGCUGAGGACAACAGUAAGGACGCCUUCUAUGAUGAACUCAAUGCGUUGAUGUCUAAAAUACCAAGCCAGCAGGUGGUCAUUGUCGGAAUCGACGCAAAUGCGAAGAUGGGACUCGAACAGCAAUCCGAUGUGCUAGGAAAAUGGUACUAUGCAGCGGAGCGCACGUCGGACAACAGUGACCGUCUGGUCGACUUGUGCGAACAGACGGGCCUCAUCAUCGCUUCUACGUUUAAGAGGAAUCAUCGACGCCAUCAGCUCACGUGGCAGGGGUCAACCCUUUUAACGCCUGAAGAGCAGCGCAAGCGGAAGAUGAGGACUCUUAAACUUCAGCUCGACUACGUUCUGGCGAGGAACAUUCCUCAGUCAGAUAUCCGAAAAUCUAGAGCUGUUUGGGACGUCGCGUUCGACUCUGACCACCGUCCAGUUCUUCUCAGCUUCAAGGUACGGUUCCACAAGAGAAACCGAGGAGUUCCUCUUCAACCGAAAAUCGACAUGGCAGGUCUGAAAGACGAUGAAUGCAGAAGAAAAUUCCGCCAACGUGUGUCUAUUCAUGUUGGAGUACGGACCAGGAAGAAGCUUAGCGAUGCGCAUUCCUUCACAAAGUGCAUCCAGGACGCUGCAAGGGAAACGCUCCCGGUUCUAUUGCCGCGGAAGAACGCUGGUGACUUCAACCAGGAAAAGCGUCUUAGAAGGAAGCUGCGUCGUCAACUGCAACAAGACCGCGAUAACGAGCGGACGUCAAGAGCAAUGGAGUUUGAGAAGGCAUGGGAGGACAGGAACCCGCGGAAAGCCUACGCUCUACUAAAACAGUAUAGUGGCAAAAUGAAAAGAUGUUCCCAUGUCCUCAACACUGCUAAUGGGGUAGCUGUCGGUGAAGCAACCCUUCCAAUUUGGAAGGAACACUUCAAGACCUUGCUGAACCGGCUAGCACCGUCAGCUCCUGAACUCGAACACGUUCAUAGACCGACAUAUGCGGUUAACGAGGAGCCACCGACCGAGUCGGAGGUCCUGGUCUGUAUUCAGAAAAUGAAGAAUGGAAAAUCUGGUGGAGACGACGGGAUUAGCGCAGAAAUGAUGCUAAAAUAUCUUCCACCGUCUGGGAUUCGUGAGAUGACAAAGAUCAUCCGUUCAAUAUGGAUAAACGAAAGGAUACCUGAUUCGUGGAGACACGCUAACACAAUUUCCCUCCACAAGAAGUUAUCCGUCACGGACCCAAGGAAUUAUCGAGGAAUCUCUUUGCUGCGUGUUAUGUACAAGGUACUAGAGCGCAUUAUCCUGGACCGACUCAUUAAACAUCGCGAAGAAACAACGCGCGACGAGCAAGCUGGCUUUCGUCCUGGCCGAUCUACGAUUGACCAGGUGUUCAUCGUCAGGAGAGUGAUCGAAAUCUGGCUGCGGUAUUCGAAGACAAUGCAACUAGCGUUUCUGGACUUUGAAGCCGCGUUCGACUCUCCUCACCGAGGCCGUCUUCUCAACGCGCUUCGCGCCGAUGGAGUACCAGGAAAGUUCGUUCGCUUGCUUGAUGACAUGAAUCAACGAACAAUUGCUGCAGUUCGAACACCAGCCGGAUGUACAACACCGUUUGAAGUGGUAAUUGGAGUAAGACAAGGGGCGGUGGCAGGACCCUUCCUGUUCAAUUUCGCCAUCGACGACAUUAUGCGAAGAACAGUCGGCCACUGUCCUGCCGACAUUGUCUUAGCACCAUCAGGGUGCCCCUUAACUGACCUCGAGUACGCCGACGAUGUUGUUAUAUUCGCGGAAAGCAGUACGAAACUUCAACAUGUUGUCACCCUUGUAUCGAAGCUGGCUGCAGCCUACGGACUACGCCUACGCCCUGAUAAAUGCAAGCAGAUGUGGAUCUCUUCGAGACCUCGAACGGGAAUCAGGGUGGACGGACAACCGAUAGAACUCGUCGAUGAGUUCUGUUACCUGUGCUGUAUGCUGACGAACAACGGCAGCUACGAGAGAGAUGUUCAGCAAAGAUGCGCUAAGGCCACCUCUGCAUUUAACUCCUUAACGAAAUGUCUGUGGUCGACCCCCAUCACCAACGAAGUCAAGCUGCGAGUCUACCUAUCUGCAAUUCGCCCCAUCAUGACGGAUCGGAGACUUGGGCAGCACCAUCAACGGUUAUGGAGGGGCUUGACUGCACGGAACGAAAGCUGCUUAGACGGCUACUUGGCUACUUUUGGCCUAGGGAGACCGGCAGAUCGCCUUGUCCAACGAGUUCUGAAGAGUUCGUCGGGUUCGAGCUGGAAGAAGCCACCUGGCCGAAAACGGAAGUUCUGGACUGAGGUGGUAAAAGAGGACCUGAGGACACUCGGCCUGGAUAGGCAGUUCAGGCGAGACGUAAGGUUUCGCAAAACAUGGAAUAGCGACGAAUGGAUUGAUUCUGUGCAAGCUCUCGCAGAAGAUCGAGAAGGAUGGGCAGAGCUGCGUUCAAGGACGGCACACCUCGGCGAAGAUGCGGGCCUGACGUUUCGACAAACUCGUCAAUUGCCCCACAUGCAGUUCCUUUUCCAGAUACCAGUACUUAACGAUACUGCACAGUGCGUAGAUCUCAUUCGCCUUGGUGACAAUCUUAAAGAACGCGAUGGUUUACCAACCCCGCUAGUUGGUGGAACUGAUUCUCGAGAACAGCCUCGUUGUAUUCCGCCAUUAGAGUUAACGGCCCACGUACAACAUCUGAACUCUCGAGAUGUUCAAACAUCACAAAUGACCUGCCAGACAUUUUGGCACCCAACAUCAAAUGUUGGUUCGACAUUCCCAUUGUCUUCCGAAAUUGACGAAAGUGCUGCUUUGAAAGUUAGAAAAUCUAGCUAA
Molecule: messenger RNA, 3261 nt
Organism: Necator americanus (New World hookworm)
Lineage: Eukaryota; Metazoa; Nematoda; Chromadorea; Rhabditida; Ancylostomatidae
Exons: 6
Coding region: 1-3261 (1086 amino acids)
Source: RefSeq, a predicted model, not a curated record